Marasmius oreades (fairy-ring Marasmius) is the source of this 375-nucleotide messenger RNA. RefSeq lists its product as uncharacterized. The transcript has 3 exons. Lineage: Eukaryota; Fungi; Basidiomycota; Agaricomycetes; Agaricales; Marasmiaceae. The record is from RefSeq and is a predicted model, not a curated record. The coding region runs from base 1 to 375 and encodes 124 amino acids.
AUGUCUUCCAAUACCGAUGGUCAACAAUUUGUUGAGCAGGCAAGGACUGGUUCCUCAGAUGUCAUCGGUCAAGAGGACAUGAAUGAAGGCCAUGAAACGAGUGGACAAAUCAGUUCAAAUAUCAUCACUCCUUCUCUCCCAGAAAUCCAGCCAUCCAGCGACCUUGGCCUUGACCUAUCUGACAUGUUUGGAUCUAAAAACCUAGAUUUAGAAAAGGUGCAGAAGCGCGCUUCGAACGUCCAGAAACUUGCCCAAGAAAAUGACAAGCUGAAAGCUGAACUGAAAGCGAUGUCGGAGCGACUCGAGGCUGCCGAAAGGAGACGAGAGGAGUUGAGCCAGAAGAAGCAGAUGAUCAGAGAGCCACCCACAAACUAG